Ostrea edulis (European flat oyster) is the source of this 712-nucleotide messenger RNA. RefSeq lists its product as uncharacterized. Lineage: Eukaryota; Metazoa; Mollusca; Bivalvia; Ostreida; Ostreidae. The transcript has 2 exons. The record is from RefSeq and is a predicted model, not a curated record. Bases 1 to 390 code for a protein of 129 amino acids.
AUGAAUAAACUUACUUGGUGCGAGGUUUCUGCGCUGGCACUGACUGUCUUCUUCGUCACUACAUCAAACGGACUUUGUCGAAAAUUAGAAAAACUAACAGAACUUCAUAUAAGUGGAUACAAAGCCCAUAUAAUUCACACGAAUGCCUGCAUUGAGGUGCGAAAAUCAGUCAUCGAGCCGAACGUCUUAGAUUUGGAAGUGCCUAUGGGAGAGAGAUUCAGUAGGACAUAUACCGGGGACUGUUGCUGUGAAGUCACGUCAAAAACCCUAGAAAUGAUUUCUUUAGAACGUUACGAUGGAGGAGUGACCAGAGAUGUUUUCUACUUCCGGAUCAAUGAGUGUGGAUGUACACCUUGUUCUGAAAUAAGUGCUUCCGGAUCCAUCAAUUGAUAUCAAUCAUGUUAUCUGUUAUAACAAACAAUGGGAAUGAUGAAGACUUAUUUUUUAAAAUGGAAACUUAUUCUCUAAAGCAAAGCAUCAUUCCACUUCACAACAGACAUUGAUAUUCUGGAACAACGGUCUAUAGAAUUGUGAAAAAACUAUGUUGUGUUGCUAAUGAUGUGGAACCAGUGUUCAGGAUUGUUCAAGAGACUCCCUACGCGUAAAAAUCACGACGAAUUAUCAGAAUGUUCUGGAUUCAAUGUUCCCUGUCCAAUAGUUUUCGUAUGUUUUAUCACGUGUUCUCUUACCAUCGAAAAUGUAUUAUUAAAAA